AUGAACCCCGGAUCGCUCUCAAACUCGAGCUCGCUGUCCUGGGCCGUGUACCUGAUGAGGAAGGGCCGCAACGCCAACGGACGCUUUGACCGCUCCGUUCCAUUCAAAUCCAGGCAGAUGCAGUCGUCUCCACCCUGGUCGUACGACCAAUCGUAUCCUUACCUGGGCCAGAUGACCACGCCCACAGUCCACUCGGCCACGCCCCUCUCCCCCAGUCGCUCCUCCCUCAGCGAGCUGUCCUCGCGGCUCACCGGCCCCGACCUCGCCGCCUUCUCCGACCCCCGCCUCUCCCUCGAUCGCCCCUUCCCCUCGCUGAACGACGCCCGCUGCUUCGCCGACCCACGGCCCCCCUUGCACUACGCCCCCCCGGGCUCCGCCUCCUUUGCCUAUGGCCCCGCCCACAAUGCCGUCACCAUGGCGACGGCCAGAGCGCCCGCCGGCCGCUACCACCCCUACCUGGCCCCGCCCCCCUACCCUACUAACCACGUUCCCCACUCCCAGGGAGGCGGGGCCUUCCAGGCCACGCCCACCCCCUACCACCUGUACUACUCCGCCGCCGCUGGCUCGUACCAGUUCUCCGUCAUGGCAGGAGGUGGCGGGGCCGGAGGGGGCGGAGACUCGUCGAGGUCGCCGCCCCGUCACGCCUCGACAGGCUCCGCCCUCCUGCACCCCUCGCUGCCCAAUCAGAGCGAGGGGCUGGGCGUGGAGGCAGAAUCGUCGGGGCACAGCGGCUCGCCGGCCAGCAUGGUGGCGGCCGAGGCCGUGUGGCGGCCAUAUUGAGGAGAGCACAUCGGCCGGUGUGGCGGCCAUAUUGAGGAAGGCUUGGUUGCCGUGGGGCGGCUUUAUAGAGGAGGGCACUGUGAAGAUAUCAUAUCAAAGAGGGUAGCUGGGGCGUU
Gadus chalcogrammus (walleye pollock) is the source of this 896-nucleotide messenger RNA. Its product is annotated as runt-related transcription factor 1-like. Gene Ontology annotation, biological process: regulation of cell differentiation; hemopoiesis; neuron differentiation. Gene Ontology annotation, molecular function: DNA-binding transcription factor activity, RNA polymerase II-specific; RNA polymerase II cis-regulatory region sequence-specific DNA binding; ATP binding. Bases 1 to 780 code for a protein of 259 amino acids. The transcript has 4 exons. Gene Ontology annotation, cellular component: nucleus. Lineage: Eukaryota; Metazoa; Chordata; Actinopteri; Gadiformes; Gadidae. The record is from RefSeq and is a predicted model, not a curated record.